This is a messenger RNA of Amphimedon queenslandica, 735 nucleotides long. Its product is annotated as C4b-binding protein beta chain-like. The coding region runs from base 1 to 735 and encodes 244 amino acids. The transcript has 2 exons. Lineage: Eukaryota; Metazoa; Porifera; Demospongiae; Haplosclerida; Niphatidae. The record is from RefSeq and is a predicted model, not a curated record.
AUGCUAACUCAUCAUACAUUGCAAACUGAAGGAACUUGUGUUGGAAAUAACCUCAGGUUUUCAUUAGGUGAUCUUGUUGGAGUAACCUGUCCUUUAGUACCAGCUAAUACUACCACUGCUUUACUAGCUGGAGCUGGUAUUGAACCAAUUUAUUGUUCUGAAUUAUCUCUACAGUAUGGUAACAUUAAUAUCUCUGGUCCUUACUCUUAUGGUACUGGCAUUGAAUACACUUGUCAGACUGGUUUCCAACUGGUUGGUGUUUCCAGUCAAACCUGUUUGUCCAGUGGAGGCUGGAGUCAUGAAUUACCUUAUUGUAAUGUACUCAACUGUACUGACCCAGGAGUACCUAGUAAUGGAAGACGACAUGGAAAUCACUUCACAAAUGGUUCCUUAAUUCAAUUCAUUUGUGACAAUGGCUUCAAUUUAAAUGGCACUUCACUGAUCAUGUGUUAUCGUGGUAAUUGGUCUGCUCCUGUACCAGUAUGCAUUAGCAAUACACCUUCACCCUCCUCCUCCUCCUCUUCUGUCCCUACUACCACUUCCUCUUCGAAAAUUAUUACUUCUUCCUCUCCUUCUCCUUCUGCAACUAAUCAAACUAAUGACUCAAUGCAAUUUGCUUAUCAGUUUCUGUCAGCAAUCUUUAUUGCACUAGUAGUCCUAAUAAUAUUAGUACUUAUUAGUGCAUUGGUGUUCUUGUGUGCUUAUCAUAAGAUAAAGAAGACUAAAAAGCAGUGA